This is a messenger RNA of Oryzias latipes (Japanese medaka), 4700 nucleotides long. RefSeq names its product solute carrier family 18 member 2 (gene slc18a2). Gene Ontology annotation, biological process: xenobiotic transport; aminergic neurotransmitter loading into synaptic vesicle; transmembrane transport. The record is from RefSeq and is a predicted model, not a curated record. NCBI's taxonomy places the organism in Eukaryota, Metazoa, Chordata, Actinopteri, Beloniformes, Adrianichthyidae. Gene Ontology annotation, molecular function: xenobiotic transmembrane transporter activity; serotonin:sodium:chloride symporter activity. Gene Ontology annotation, cellular component: terminal bouton; synaptic vesicle membrane.
AUGUCUGUUUGGAGAGGGCACUGACUGGAAGAAAGGGGCUGUGACGUCAGCGGCGGCUCGUGCCAUAGAAAGCCUUCAUCCGCGCUGCGGCCGCUCAGCUGCUGCGUCUGCGCCUUAGUUCCUGCAGGAUUUUUCAAGCGGCCCCUCUGACCCUGUAGGACCUCCCUGGGCUCUGAGGACCGCGCCAUGGGGGUCCUGGAUGCGCUGCGCCAGUUCAGACUGAUCCAGUGGCUCCGAGAGGAGCGCCAGUCUCGGAAGCUGAUUCUCUUCAUAGUUUUCGUGGCUCUGCUGCUGGACAACAUGCUGCUGACUGUGGUUGUUCCCAUCAUUCCCAGCUAUCUGUACAAUCUGGAUGAGUCAGCGGAUGUGGCGCUAAGGAACGACAGCCUGUCACAAAAGGGUCCAGAGGGAUCUUUCCACACGAUUGUGUCUUUGUAUGACAACUCCAUCAGACUGUCAAGCUCCAACUUCACAACCAGGCCUGCUGACCCAGUUCCUCCAACUCUAGUGGUUACAAAGCUGCAGCAGAACUCUUCCGACUGCCCCCAGUCCAGCAGCAGGCUCCUCAAUGAGAACGUCAAGGUCGGAAUGUUGUUUGCUUCCAAAGCCACUGUGCAACUUGUGACCAACCCCUUCAUCGGACCUCUCACAAACAGAAUUGGAUAUCAGCUUCCGAUCUUCGCUGGCUUCUGCAUCAUGUUUCUCUCCACCAUCAUGUUCGCUUUCUCAUCGAGCUACACUCUGCUGUUCCUGGCCAGAUCACUUCAAGGCGUGGGCUCCUCCUGUUCUUCAGUCGCAGGUAUGGGGAUGCUCGCCAGCGUGUACACGGAUGAUGAAGAGAGGGGUCAUGCCAUUGGAAUUGCUUUGGGAGGUCUAGCAUUAGGAGUGUUGGUUGGACCCCCGUUCGGCAGUGUGAUGUACGACUUUGUCGGGAAAACAGCUCCCUUCCUGAUUCUCGCUUUCCUGGCUGUGUUUGAUGGAGCUUUGCAGCUUGUUGUUCUGCAACCCACCAAAGUGGAACCAGAGAGUCAGAAAGGAACCCCUCUGUUGACGCUUAUGAAGGAUCCUUACAUUCUCAUCGCCGCUGGUGCCAUUUGUUUUGGAAACAUGGCCAUCGCCAUGAUGGAGCCGACGCUGCCAAUCUGGAUGAUGGAGACCAUGUGUACCAGGAAGUGGCAGCUCGGCAUCGCCUUCUUGCCGGCUUCCAUCUCCUACCUUAUUGGAACCAACAUCUUUGGCACGCUGGCACACAAGAUGGGGAGAUGGCUCUGCGCUCUCAUUGGGAUGGUCUUGGUUGGAUUCAGUGUCAUAUGUGUCCCGUUUGCCAAAGACAUCUAUGGCCUGAUUCUCCCAAACUUUGGUGUUGGAUUCGCCAUCGGUAUGGUGGACUCCUCCAUGAUGCCAAUCAUGGGUUACCUGGUGGACCUGCGGCACAUUUCUGUUUAUGGAAGCGUGUAUGCCAUCGCUGACGUGGCCUUCUGCAUGGGGUUUGCUUUGGGUCCCUCCAUCGGCGGAUCCAUAGCUGAGAACAUUGGCUUCCCCUGGCUGAUGACCAUCAUUGGAAUAGUGGACAUUUUCUUUGCUCCUCUCUGUAUCUUCCUCAGGAAUCCACCUGGACAAGAAGAGAAAAUCGCUAUCCUGAUGGACAGCAACUGCUCCAUGAAGACGAGGUCCUACUCUGCGCAGGGGACGUACUACCAGGGGGAGAGCAUGGAUCCAGAGUAUGAUGAUUACGAUUAACAGGACACCAGCCAUGCAGGUUGACCUUUCAGAGGAUCUAUUUUGUUGUACAAAAGAGAAAAAAAAAGAAAAGUAACAAAAACUUCAUCACCAAACUGUAAAGACAUGUCUCCAUGUGAAUGUUCUCUAUUUAAUCGUCUUUAUUCAAUGUAGCUGUACUGGAGAAACCAAAGUUGUUCUUCUGUGGUCACAAGUGCAUUGUGUGACAGGUAUUUGUAGCCAACAGCCUUAUUCUGUGGGGAGAUGUGUUCAAAAGCACUUUUGAAACUGCAGGAAGGUCCUGAGCGACAAGAACCUUUUAUAUUAGGUUUAGUUUUGUCUUCAUCCUUGUUUGACUUUUGUCUGCUGUGUGUCAACAAGGCUGUCUGGAGAAUUCAAAGCAGAACUCUGUGUUCAAGUUAGUGAUUGGGUAAAUGUGUGGUUUGUGAAGACAACACUGGGCAAAUGUUUGUUGUUGUUUACCUGUGUGGGGAUGUUAACGCUCUACUGCUUACAGUUCCCAUAAUCUGUCUGACCUUGUCAAGCCUUAACCCUUUGUAGAGUUUCUUUCACAUUCGUCUCUAUUUAUUGAUUGAUAAAACAGUUGUUUGUGUCAGUGAUCUACGUGCAUCUUUUAAGUAAAACCACAGCUUCCUUUUUUUACAGACAUAUUUUUGAUUUCAUUACCUAAUAAUUCCUCCAUGAACCUGAAACUACCAAAAAAACCUCAAUUCUGUGUGGUAAAUCUGGUCAUUUUUUACCCCAAAAAGUGACAUCAAACGGUUUUUAUAUUGUAUAACAGAAAAGUCAAACACAUUAAGAAUGCAUAGAACCACAAACAAAGCAAAGACGAGGUAAAAAAAUGUGAGAAAUGGCCUAAAAACAGGCAAAGCUCCACUGAACUACAUAUAAAGUUCCAAGGAUUUAUUCCAAGGGGUAUCACAAUUAUGUGUCAUAACUCUUGUUAUGUUUGUUUCAAACCAAAAAUGUCAAAGCUAGUCAACUUUUUGAAUCAACCAUGUUAAAUCCUGAAAGACUGGUAAAUAUGAAAUAGCAUAAUGUCAGAUGGAAGAGUUGAGUUAACUGUGUUCAAGUGCUGCAGGAAUAUUCCUGUUUUACAAGCUUUUCUGCAAAUUCUGAAUAAAACACAGUCAGUAGUUCAUUAUUUCCUAGAGUGGACCCAGCCAGUCCAGACCCAGUCCGCUUAAUUUGUUCGGAUCGAGUCCUGAACUUUGUGUUUGGGCUGUAUUCAGACUUCCUUCAAGGAGACUUUCCGGUUUCUGAAUAAAGCUUGUAAACAAAACCAAGUGACUAAAUCAGUCAAAACUUUAUUUUUUGGUCACAAGUUUUAAAUGUCUGUAUCAACGUCAAGCUCAACACUUUUUACUUGCUAUUUUGGUUCGGUGGAGGCGUCCUGCAGGGCGGUUACUAGCAAGAAGACCGCUAAGAAGGUCCACUGAUAAGUGUUUAUGACAUAUAGAUUGGCGGGAAAAUAGUGACAAGCCGUGUGUCUCACGUUAAAAUUUAUUUUGAUGUAUCUGAACUCAUCCGAUCACAUUUCAAUGAGUUGCUGUGUCUCAUUUUUGAGGUGUUAGAGUAUUAACACCGUAUGUGAGAAGCGAUUUUAGUGGUGUUAAAAUAAAUGUACUAACAAAUAAACAGUUGGACCCUUUUUUCGUCUUUGAUAACACAAAACACAUUGCUUUAUAUUUGUUGCUUCAUUCCUACUCUGUUUACGUCUACUAUGUUGACCGUUUUGGUUCAGUUGUUCCGCUCCAGGAACGGAUUGUAUUCAGACUGAGGAAUCUUAAAACGAACCGAAGCUCAGUCCAAUUGGAAACAAACCUAGACCACUUUCAAAAAUGGAUCCAAUAGCAGUUCCUGGUCUCGGACCAGAAACCCGUUUGGGUGUAUUCAGACUAAAAAUGUUUUUCGGAUUAUCAGGGGAAACGAACUCUGGUUCACUGUAACCCUUGUCCUAUCUUAGGCACUAUGGACUAUGUCUAUGAAAUGAGUAAAAAAAAGCUCAAAUGUGGAGACUAGAGGGAUAACUUAAGACUUCUUUUCUCUCUGUAAUGUUCUACUUUAUGACAACCAGAGUUCUUGUUGUGUUUUUUUGGUCAAAUAGAUGGUGGCUCUCACUGUGAUUCUCUGUAGACCCAAAGCUGCAGAAAUGUCUUUUUGCGUAACAUUUUUAAAAUAGGCUUUGGUUUCACUUGAUUCACCUCAGAACGUGAAAACAAUUUGGAUUUAAUUUGAAAAUGUUCAAAUAUUACAAGAAAAAAAAAAUGAAAGAAGUUAUGCGAGGAUUGGUAUGCUCAGUACGUACAGAUUUGCAUUGUUUUUUAACAAAAACAUUUAUCUGUGCUCAACUUUGUCUCCAUUGUUUAUUUUAGCAUUUGGUCUGCUUUAAAUCUGGUCAUAUAUUUUUGCAAUUGUUUUUGUUUUGUUUCUGAAAUGAAGUUGGAGAUGUUUUAGUAAAAAAAAAAAACAUUAUUUAUGUUCAUCUGAACUAACAUCUUUGGUUUUUGCUGCUAAACGGCCUCAAUGUCUCUUUGGCCCCGACCCCUGAUGAGCUUUGAUGGAUGAACAUCAUGUCUGCUUUAGAAAAAAAGAACUUUUCACAUGUCUGUAAAAAAAAAAAAUGUAUAUUGCACAAUUGUUCCAACAAGUCUGUUCUGUUGUUUCUUUUACUUUGUGCUGUAGUCCUCUGAGUUUUUAGUGACUGUGGUGCGCACAGCCGUUUUUACACUUCUUCCUGUUUUUCUGACUGUACAUCAUUUGAACGGCGUGGAACAGGAAUGAUUCUGGACACAGUAGACUGUUCUUACUCUGUGACUUGAUGUUGCCGUGCGUUUUUGGUUUUUGUUAGUUUGGUUUCAGUCUGUCAGCGGCUGAACCUGUACGUCACUGGCCGCUUGUUUGUCUUUUCUUUCAUACCUGUGGAGCACAAUACCCUCUAUUAAAGGCAGUUUACUCUG